Gossypium raimondii (Peruvian cotton) is the source of this 3874-nucleotide messenger RNA. RefSeq lists its product as uncharacterized. Lineage: Eukaryota; Viridiplantae; Streptophyta; Magnoliopsida; Malvales; Malvaceae. The record is from RefSeq and is a predicted model, not a curated record. Gene Ontology annotation, biological process: RNA processing; mRNA 5'-splice site recognition. Bases 1573 to 3741 code for a protein of 722 amino acids. The transcript is spliced from 3 exons. Gene Ontology annotation, molecular function: RNA binding.
UUAAUUUUUUUAAAAAUUAGGUAUUAUAUUAUUGCUUCUAUAAUUAUUAAUUAUGAGUUUUUUUCCUGCUAUUUUAUGAAAAAUUAAGUUCCAAUUUUUGAAGUAAAAAAGAAAAAUAUUAUUGUUAUCGUUUCAAUCUUUAGGGUUCAUUUGGAUAAAGAAGUUAAAAAUUUAACCUUUAUGGAUAACAAAAAGACAGUAUUUUCUUUAGGACAGAACUGUAAUGUUGUUUUGUUGCUUUUUUUGCUUGAAAGAGUGACCUCCAAACAGUGCCUUAGCUUAUGUUAGAUUGUUUUUUAUUCAGCUUUAGUUACCUAAAGAUAUUAAUUGAAAGGAAACGAGUGCUUUCUAUCGCUGUUUUUUUGGUAAAAUAUGAGCUAAGUAGUAUCUUUAAUUGUUUAAUUCCUUGGUUCAUGUCACUGUUGAGGUUUUGAGCUUCAGCACUGAUUUGUGGGAAAAUGUCUACAAAGAAAUAAAUGGAUUCAAAUAUUGUAUUUGAUUGUAAGCUUGUUUUAAAAAAAUCAUUACAACUUAAAAACAAUAUGCUUUAUGUUACCGUUAGAGAUGUUAGAGACUUAGAGUAAUUAAUGUAUCUUCCUUGUAGAUAUUAAUAUAUGGAAAGAUGAAUUGGCUAUUAGGGUUUUGAGCUUCAAAAGAUGUUUAAUGGAAGUUUCCUGGGUGUAUGAAUUGUUAGGCUGUGCCGUUUGCCUGUACUGCUCUUUGGGUUUUGGCCUAUUGAAACAAAAUAUACUUUUAUGCUUGGUUUUUGGGAUAAUGGUGUUGGGUAAGCAAUUGGUGAUGCGUUUUCUAGUUUGCAUGAACAUUAUAUAUGUUGCACUGCUUUUCCAAGAUUGCAGGAAGGAACCUAGUUUGCAACAGUUAUGCGUUUCGAAGAGACAAGUAAGAAUGUUAUUACCUUACUCUAAGCAUAUCCUGGCUAGUUUCUUUUUAUGUUUGUCAUUGGUGGUGUUUACUUUGCACUUCUAAAACAAUAAUGGCAUUAAUAGCUUUAUUUAGAAAUGAUUUUGAUUCUGGUUUAUUUUGCUUCCAGAUGGAGAAAAAAAUGAGGAACCUGCGGCUGCUGGUGGUCUCUAUAACGCUGUUUCCUUUUCAUAUGGAAACACUGGUGAAUCAAACGAGCAAAAGGAUGCUGAUGUGGAAUCUAGUUUUCGGCCACCCUUUCCUGUUCCUGAAACCUUACUUCAAAACCUAUUUCAGAUGCUCGGAGCGCAGAUGCAGUUCUUGUUUCCUUUUGAUGUCAUGACAAGGGUGCAUGCAGGUGGGAUUAGAAUGAUAGAAAUUUGUUACCUUACAGGAACCCUAUUCACUUGAGCAAAUGGAAUGAUACAUAUCUUCCUAGGAGUUCUCUAUUUCUUGAUCUUUGUGCUUAUCUGAAUAUAUGUGAGAUUCUGUGGUUUUCUUUUUUCAUUUUUAAUUCUUUGGGAUUAUUCGUAAGUUUUCAGUCACUCUUGGAACUUUGCAAUUGUUAAAUUUCUCAUUAUUGACUUGAACACCCUUUUUGUUCUUUUUCUGUCUUUUCUUUAGCCUCCUACGGAGAAAGUACAUCAGAUUAUGGCUAGGACAGCUAUAUUUGUAAGCAAACAUGGUGGGCAAUCAGAGAUUGUUUUGAGGGUCAAACAAGGAGACAACCCAACAUUUGGCUUCUUAAUGCCUGAUCAUCGACUUCAUCCCUACUUUAGGUUUCUUGUUGAUCACCAAGAACUUUUAAGCAGCAAUUCCAUUGAUGAAGAGAGCAAAGCUGAUGGUUCUCUUGAUCAGGCAAGUAGUGGUAGAGGGGGUGGCGCUUUAUCUUUGCUUGGCACUGUAUAUGGUUCCGGAGAAGACGAGGAUGGUGAAACGGAGAAUGCUACUGAAGCUAAGAGAAUGGAAUCUGGGGUUGCUAUCAAUAAAAAUUCAACUGACGGACCAGAGCAGAAAGAAUCUUCUUUAAGUGUUAGUAGAAAAGAUGAUACUGUAACUAAACAUUUGGCCCCUUUGAAGGAAAAGGCUUCUCUAAUAAAAAGAAAUCAAUCUAUGACAUCAGUUAAGCCUGGAACAUUGACUGGGUUGAAGAAAGAAAGUGAUGCUUCCGCAGCUGAGAAAUCACGAGCUUCUUCUUUGCCACCCAUAUCAAAGGUUGAAAUACCUGUAGUGGAGCCUCCAUCUGAUUUAAAGAGAGUGGUUGAUAAGAUUGUCGAGUUCAUACUCAGAAAUGGUAGACAGUUUGAAGCAGUUCUUGUUGAACAAGAUGUGAAGCAUGGGAGGUUCCCAUUCCUGUUGCCAUCCAAUCUAUAUCAUCCAUAUUAUUUAGAAGCUCUUCAAAAAGCUGGAAAGUCAAAGUUACCUGGUAAAGGAUUAAUUUCUGAGAAGCAUGAUUCAUUUGGCCGUGGGGUAGAGAAGAAAGCUGCUUCAUCCCGAGAAAGUGAUAGUGCAUCUCUUGGAUCUGACAUACCAUAUAAUUCAGAUAGGAAAGGGAAGUUUAAAAUGGUAAUCAGCAAAUCAAAGAAGGAUGGACAAGAUCCCCCUUCUUCCAAAGCUACCCAGCCACAAAUCGGAGUUAGUGUGGAUGCAGCUGCCGCAGCUGCUAUUCUUCAGGCUGCCACAAGAGGCAUUAAGAAACCAAAUUUAGAGAUUCUUUCGAAGACAUCAUUAAAUGGUAGCAGUCAGAUCCCAACUAGUGACGAUGGGCAUGUCCCAAGUUCUGGUCAGGUUGCUAAUGCUAUUGCAAAGACAGCAGCUAUUGCAGCUGCAAGUGAGGCUGAUUCGUCCGAGGCAUGUUUGACAAAAGAAGAAAAACUGAAAGCUGAACGAUUAAAACGGGCAAAGAUGUUUGCAGCCUUGAUAAAAAGUGGUUCUGCACCACUUAAAACCGAAUCAUUGCGUGGCUUAUCUGCCGAACCACCUGAGUUAGGGGUUUGUGGUUCAGGUGCUGAGGGUGGAAGCCUUUCUGUAAAAGAAAAGGAAGGCAGCUCAGGUGCAAUGGAUAUCGAUACUUGUGACAAAAAUGAAAAGAUGAAUUCUGGUAUUCAUCAUAAUGAACGUCGAUCAAAGAGGAAGUACCGCUCGAGAUCAAAAAGACAUGAAGCAGUUAGCGGACAGGAGGAGGAAGAACAAGAAGAAAAAGAAGAUAAAGUAAGGGACGGACACUCGGGUAGAAAACGGAGAUCUCAUCACCAAAGUAGGGAUAGGCGUAAGCAUAGAAAAAGACAUUCCUCUUCAAAACAUAGAGAUUCGCGACAUCGGCAUAAGCAUGAUAGUAGCACCGAUGAUGAACAAAGUCAUAAGUCUGACCACUCUGAUAGUGACGGUCUUCAUUCUCGACAUAUACGGAAAAGAGAUUGCCCUUCAGAUUUUGAACACCAGAGGUCAAGAUGUCAUGGCUCCUCCGAGGAUGAGCAUCAUCCAUCUCAACAUCGUCACAAGCAUGAUAGCUCCUCUGAGAAUGAGCAUCGACGCUCUAGACAUCGGCACAAGCACCAUAGGUCUUCCGAUGAUGAGUAUAAUCAUCGACGGAAGAGAUCUCAUGCUGGAAAAGAAGUGGAAUUGGAGGAAGGAGAGAUAUAUGCGAAAUCAGAUCAAUCGAAAUUGAGUGAGGGAAAUGUUGCAAGUAGGGAGGCUUCUGCAGAUAUAUCAAACCUGGAUGCGGCGGAGGGAAGGGCUUCUUCCGUGCCGUCCACAACCACCACGGUUUCUAACGAUUUAAGAGCCAAAAUCCGAGCUAUGCUGAUGGCGACGUUGUAGUAAACAACACUGAACCUGUUUUCUUGUUUCUCUUUGUAUCAGCUUUGGUCUUUUCUUUUUUGAAUAUUAGCAUUGGUUAUACUUUUAUAUAAUAGUGGCUUAAGAUUCAUAUAUGACCAAAUUAAUCAAUUUU